Aphis gossypii (cotton aphid) is the source of this 2115-nucleotide messenger RNA. RefSeq lists its product as uncharacterized. The transcript is spliced from 5 exons. The record is from RefSeq and is a predicted model, not a curated record. Gene Ontology annotation, biological process: DNA replication. Lineage: Eukaryota; Metazoa; Arthropoda; Insecta; Hemiptera; Aphididae. Bases 1 to 2115 code for a protein of 704 amino acids. Gene Ontology annotation, molecular function: DNA-directed DNA polymerase activity; nucleotide binding; DNA binding.
AUGAGUGUGGAGGAGUUACGUGCGCACAACGCGAAGAGUGUGUGCGAUAUGUGCAAGUUAGCGUUCACUGAGACCAGGCGGAAAGUCGCCGACCACUGUCAUCUGUCGGGAUGGCUGAGACAUACGCUCUGCUCGCCGUGCAACCUCAUGCUCGUCACACCCAAGUUUGUGCAGUGCUUCCUUCACAACCUCUCGAAAUAUGACGCACAUUUUAUCGUGACCGAAUUCGAUUACGAUAAGGAGUCGAUAACGGUGAUCCCCAACACCGAGGAGAACUACAUUUCGUUCUCGAAGCGCGUCAUGCCCGACUUCAGUGUGAGGUUCUUGGACUCGUGUCGGUUCAUGGUCUCGAGCCUGGCCGAGCUGGCCGGGAACCUCCUCACGAAGCCCGGUGACUUUGAGAAGUUCCGGGAGACCGCCAAGGUGUUCCAGCCCGCCGAUAUGCCACUUGUCACGCGAAAGGGCGUGUUUCCGUACGAGUAUACCGACAAAUGGUCGAGACUUGAGGAGACCGCGCUGACGCCGAAACGCGAGUUUUACAGCAUGUUGUCCGAGAAGCACGUUUGUGAAGAGGACUACGUGCACGCUAUGGAGGUGUGGCAACAUUUCAACUGCACGACUCUCGGUGACUACAGCGACCUCUACCUGAAGGUGGACGUUCUCCUUCUGGUCGACGUGAUGGAGAACUUCCGCGACCUAUGCAUGUCGACGUAUAACCUCGACCCCGUGUAUUAUUAUACGGCGCCGGGGUUUACGUUCGACGCCAUGUUGAGGUAUACGGGCGUCUCACUGGAGUUACUCACGGAUUACGACAUGAAACUGUUUAUGGAACAGGGGAUUAGAGGGGGGUUGGUUCAGGCCAGUGAACGGUACUGUCGAGCGAACAAUCCCAAGUCACCGGGAUACGAUGCUGAGAAGCCACCGUCAUGGCUCGUUUACCAGGAUUGCAACAACUUGUACGGGUAUGCCAUGGGAGAAUACAUGCCCUACGGAGGGUUCAAGUGGUACGAGGGGGAUUUGGAUCGCUCUCUAGAGCUGUUGGACGGUAUGACCGACAAAUCCGACGUUGGACGUGUCUACGAGGUCGAUAUCGCUUAUCCCGAUAACCUGCAUGACGCGCACAACGAUCUCCCCUUCUUACCACGGAACGGUGUGCCUCCAGGAUCGAAAGUGAACAAAUUAAUGGCCACCCUUGAACGUAAAGAGCGGUAUAUUGUUCACUAUAGGAAUUUAAAGCAGGCCAUUGCUAAUGGACUGAUAGUGGAAAAAGUUCACAGGGUGUUGGAAUUCCGACAGUCGGAGUGGCUUGCUAAAUAUAUAAAUUUAAAUACCGAGAUGAGAAAGAAGGCUGGCAACGAAUUUGAACGUGAUUUCUACAAACUGCUUAAUAACGCGGUGUUCGGGAAAACUAUGGAAUGCGUUCGGAACCGUAUCGCCAUGGAAUUGGUAUCCUGCCCGCGACGAAUGCGGAAACUUGUAAAUAAACCAACGUUCAAACACGUGACCACGUACACCGAGAAUCUGGCCGCUGUAUCAUUGCAAACGAGUGAGGUAUAUUUCUCCAAACCUAUUUACGUAGGGUUUGCCGUCCUGGAAAUAAGCAAGGAGUUAAUGUACGACUAUCAUUACAACGUGAUGCGGCGGCAUUACAACGAUUCGAUUAGACUGAUGUACAUGGAUACAGAUUCCCUGGUGUAUCGAGUGAACACGAAAGACUUUUACAAGGACCUGGUGGACAACCCCGCACUCCUCGAACGUAUGGACACCUCGAAUCUCCUCGUCACCCACCCCUGCUACGUCGGUACGCGUAAGAAAAUACCGGGAUCGUUCAAGGACGAAACGGCUGGGCGUACUAUGUACGAAUUCAUCGCACUCCGCGCGAAAUCUUACGCGUACAAAAUCGAGGGGGGCGAAAAACUUGUGGCCAAGGGGAUUCGAGGGCAUGUGGUCCGAAAUCACAUGACGUUGAAGCGGCACAGUAUAUCAAUGCCAGACCGUACCGUGAGUGUCCGUGAAUGGCCGUGUCGUGAAUGGCCAUGCCGUGACUGGCCGUGCCGUAAGUCAUCGUCCGCCAUACGUAGAAUUAAAAUACAUAUUUUUAAGAGUUAUGUCUGA